Notothenia coriiceps (black rockcod) is the source of this 5353-nucleotide messenger RNA. RefSeq names its product protein sidekick-2. Lineage: Eukaryota; Metazoa; Chordata; Actinopteri; Perciformes; Nototheniidae. Gene Ontology annotation, biological process: cell-cell adhesion. The transcript is spliced from 37 exons. Gene Ontology annotation, molecular function: protein binding. The coding region runs from base 77 to 5353 and encodes 1758 amino acids. The record is from RefSeq and is a predicted model, not a curated record.
CGUGCCUCCCUACUUCAAGACGGAGCCGGUGCGCAGCCAGCUCCAUCUGGAACGCAACAGGCUGGUUCUGACCUGUAUGGCUGAGGGAAGCUGGCCACUGGAGUUCAAAUGGAUCCACAACAACACCGAGCUGACCCGCUUCUCCCUGGAGUACAGGUACCUGAUCCCCUCAUUGGACCGCUCCCAUGCCGGCCUCUACCGUUGCAUCGUGAGGAAUCGUGUGGGAGCCCUGCUGCAGAGGCGCACAGAAGUACAGGUGGCCUUUAUGGGCAGUUUUGAGGAGGGGGAACGCUCCCAAUCCGUCUCCCAGGGAGAGGGUGCGGUGGUCCAUGCGCCGCGCAUUCGCAGCUUCCCCCAGCCCCAAGUCACCUGGUUCAGAGAUGGGCGUAAGAUUCCACCCAGCAGUCGCAUUGCCAUCACUCUGGACAACACGCUGGUUAUUCUGUCUACAGUGGCACCAGACGCCGGGCGGUACUACGUACAAGCUGUAAAUGACAAGAACGGAGAGAACAAGACCAGCCAGCCCAUCACCCUAUCAGUAGAGAAUGUAGGAGGUCCAGCAGACCCCAUUGCCCCCACCAUCAUCAUCCCUCCAAGGAACACUAGCGUGGUCACAGGCACCUCCGAGGUCACCAUGGAGUGUGUUGCCAACGCCAGGCCUCUCAUCAAGCUGAGUAUCACGUGGCGUAAGAACGGCGUGUUGGUGACGAGCGGUUUGAGCGACUUCAACCGCCGGCUGACCAUCAUCAACCCCCUGGUGGGCGACGCCGGCUUCUACGAGUGCGAGGCCAUCCUCCGUAGCAGCAGCGUGCCCUCAGUCAGCGGCGGGGCUUAUCUGCAUGUUCUGGAACCACCGCAGUUUAUCAAGGAACCAGAGAAGCACAUCACAGCUGAGAUGGAAAAGGUGGUGGACAUUCCCUGUCAGGCACGAGGAGUCCCCCAGCCAGACAUUGUGUGGUACAAGGAUGCUUUUCCCAUCAACCCUGUGAAGAUGCCCAGGUACAGAGUGUUGGUGGGGGGCAGCCUUCAGGUCAACGGCCUCCUGCCAGAUGACACCGGGAUGUUCCAGUGCUUCGCCAGGAACUUGGCAGGAGAAGUUCAGACCAACACCUACCUCGCUGUCACCAGCAUUGCCCCGAAUAUCACAGCCGGACCCUCAGACAGCACUGUGAUCGACGGCAUGUCAGUCAUCCUGCACUGCGAGACCUCUGGAGCUCCGAGGCCCGCGAUCACCUGGCAGAAAGGUGAGCGUGUGUUGGCCAGCGGCUCGGUCCAGCUGCCCAGGUUCACCCUCCUCGAGUCAGGCAGCCUCCUCAUCUCCCCCUCACACAUCUCAGAUGCCGGGACCUACACCUGCAUGGCGAGCAACUCCAGGGGCAUCGAUGAGGCGUCCGCUGACCUCGUGGUCUUGGCUCGCACCCGGAUUACCACCCCCCCACAGGACCAGAGUGUUAUCAAAGGAACUAAAGCUGUUAUGACCUGUGGAGUCACACAUGACCCAAGUGUAACUGUCAGGCAUGUCUGGGAGAAAGAGGGCUCAGUGGUCAACGUCCAGUCCAUCCCCCGCAUGCGCCUGGAGGCAGACGGGACCCUCCACAUCUCCCAGACCUGGUCAGGUGACAUCGGCACGUACACCUGCAGAGUCACCUCCGUUGGGGGGAACGACUCCCGCAGCGCUCACCUCAGAGUCAGGCAGCUGCCCCAUGCUCCAGAGAACCCUACAGCCGUGCUGAGCGCAUCGGAAAAAAGAGCCAUCGACCUGGCCUGGGCCAAGCCUUUUGAUGGCAACAGCCCCCUCAUUCGCUACAUCCUGGAGGUUUCUGAGAACAACGCUCCCUGGGCCAUCCUGCUGGCCAACAUCGAGCCAGAGUCCACAGCGGUGACGGUGAACGGUUUGAUCCCGGCGCGCUCCUAUCAGUUCCGCCUCUGUGCCGUUAAUGAUGUGGGGAAGGGGCAGUUCAGCAAGGAGACAGAACGGGUCUCUCUCCCAGAGGAGCCCCCCAGUGCUCCGACUCAAAACGUCAUUGCCAGCGGUCGCACCAACCAGUCCAUCAUGAUCCAGUGGCAGCCCCCGCCCGAAAGCCACCAGAACGGCAUCCUCAGGGGCUACACCGUCCGGUACCGUCUGACUGGACUUCCUGUGGACUACCAGAUAAAGAACAUAACUAGUCCUGAGGUGACUAACCUUCUCCUGGAGGACCUAAUCAUCUGGACCAACUAUGAGAUUGAGGUUGCCGCGUACAACGGGGCGGGUUUGGGCACUUUCAGCCAUAAAGUCACUGAGUGGACUCUGCAGGGAGUACCCACCAUCGCCCCCGGCAACGUGCAGGCCGAGCCGGUCAACUCGACAACUAUCCGUUUCACGUGGACGGCCCCUAACCCUCAGUUCAUCAACGGCAUCAACCAGGGCUACAAGUUACUGGCCUGGGAGCCUGGCAGAGACGACGAUGUUACUAUGGUAACAGUGCGACCGAACUUCCAGGACAGCGUCCAUGUGGGAUAUGUGACAGGUCUCAAGAAGUUCACAGAGUAUUACACCUCUGUGCUGUGUUUCACCACGCCAGGAGACGGCCCCCGAAGCCCGCCCAAAGCAUUGAGGACACACGAGGACACCCCCGGUGCUGUGGGUCACCUGAGCUUCACUGAGAUCCUGGACACCUCGCUCAAAGUCAGCUGGAGCGAGCCUGGCGAGAAGAAUGGAGUCCUCACAGGUUAUCGCAUUUCGUGGGAGGAGUUCAACCGCACCAACACCAGAGUUACCCACUACCUGCCCAAUGUCACCUUAGAGUACAGGGUCACUGGACUCACUGCUCUCACCACCUACACCAUAGAAGUGGCAGGGAUGACCUCCAAAGGCCAGGGCCAGCUAUCCUCCUCCACCAUCUCCUCCGGGGUCCCACCAGAGCUUCCUGGUCCUCCUACCAAUGUGGCAAUCUCCAACAUCGGCCCACGCUCCGUCACCCUGCAGUUCAAACCGGGUUAUGAUGGCAAAACCUCCAUUUCCCGUUGGCAGAUGGAGGCCCAGGUUUCUGUGGUGGGGGAGAAUGAGGACUGGGUGAUGGUCCACAAAGUGUCCAACGAACCUGAGGCUCGCUCCUUGGAGGUGCCUGGUCUCAACCCUUACACCUUCUACAGGUUCCGUAUGCGCCAGGUGAACAUUGUUGGCACCAGCCUCCCCAGCCAGCCCUCCAGGAAGAUCCAGACUCUCCCUGCCCCCCCUGACAUGGCCCCCGCCAACGUCACACUGCGCACCGCCAGCGAGACCAGCCUCUGGUUGCGAUGGAUGCCUUUGCCUGAAUGGGAGUACAACGGGAACGCAGAGCAGGUGGGCUACAGGGUCCAGUACUCCCGCGCGGGCUCACAGGGCCGGGCGCUGAUCCACAUCAUCGCAGACCGCCUGGAGAGAGAGUUCACCAUCGAGGACCUGGAGGAGUGGACGGAGUACGAGGUCAGGGUCCAGGCCGUCAACGGCAUCGGGACGGGACCCUGGAGCCAGCCCGUCAGAGGCAGGACGAGGGAGUCUGUCCCCUCCUGUGGACCCACCAACGUUUCUGCCUUCGCCACCACCUCCAGCAGCAUCCUGGUGCGCUGGUUUGAAGUUCCCGAGCCAGACAGAAAUGGACUCAUUCUUGGCUACAAGGUGGUGUUCAAAGAGAAGGACUCUGACAGUGCGGUCCACUUCUGGAUGGUGGAGGGGAACGCCACCCACAGCAUUCAGCUCACCGGUCUUGGGAAAUACGUUCUGUAUGAGAUCCAGGUUCUGGCUUUCACGCGGAUUGGAGAUGGACGGCCCAGUUCUCCACCCAUCCUGGAGAGGACUCUGGAUGAUGUGCCAGGACCUCCUGUGGGUAUCCUAUUCCCUGAAGUGCGGACCACCUCUGUCAGGCUUAUUUGGCAGUCUCCCUCGCAGCCCAAUGGCAUAAUACUUGCUUACCAGAUCACAUACCACCUCAACUCCUCCAACAGCAACACACCCACAGUGGACGUGCUGAUCCCCAGUGCUCGCCAGUACACUGUGACCAGCCUCAAGCCGGAGUCCGUCUACGUGUUCCGCAUCAAAGCGCAGACGAGGAAGGGCUGGGGCGAGGCUGCUGAGGCGCUGGUGGUCACCACGGAGAAGAGAGCUCGUCCCCAGCCCACCAGCCGCCCCAUGGUUCCUCAGAAAGACGUCCAGGCCCGUCAUGUCCUCCUGUCCUGGGAGCCGGGCAGCGACGGCCUGUCCCCUGUGCGUUACUACACCGUGCAGCAAAGAGAGCUUCCUGAGAGCAACUGGACCGUCCACUCUGCCUCCGUCAACCAUGAGGCCUCCUCCUACAUAGUAUCAAGGCUGAAGCCCUUCACAUCCUACCAGUUCAGAGUAAAAGCCACCAAUGACAUAGGGGACAGUGAGUACAGCGAGGAAAGUGAAGCAAUCACGACACUACAGGACGCGCCUGACGAAGCACCCUCCAUUCUCUCUGUGACACCGCACACAACGACGUCCGUGCUGAUCCGCUGGCAGCCCCCCUCUGAGGAGAAGAUAAACGGAAUCUUACUGGGCUUUCGGAUUCGAUAUCGUGAGCUGCUUUAUGACCGUCUGCGCAGUUACUCUGCUCACACCAUCAGCAGUUUGUCCACCUGGGGCGAUCUCACCGCACCCUACAGCAUCCAGAACCUGAGUGAUUCAACUCAGACCCAGCAUCAGUUGGACAAGCUGAGUAAACACAAGCGCUACGAGAUACGCAUGAGUGUUUACAACGCUGUGGGCGAGGGGCCGACCAGCACGCCACAGGAGGUGUUUGUGGGGGAGGCAGUGCCUACAGCUCCGCCCCAGAGUGUGGCCAUUCAGUCCGCAACCGCCACCCAGCUGGACGUGACGUGGGACCCUCCCCCCGUGGACGCACAGAACGGAGACAUCCAGGGCUACAAGGUUUACUUUUGGGAGUUCCAGCGCAAGAACGAGACGGAGCGGCUGCGGACUCUGUUCAUGCCAGAGGGGGGAGUGAAGCUGAAGAACCUGACCGGUUACACCACCUAUAUGAUCAGUGUGGCCCCUUUCAACGCAGCUGGUGACGGACCCCGCAGCGCACCCACGAGGGGCCGCACCCAGCAAGCAGACGGCCAGGACGUUGAGGUACAGAACGGGAAACCUCCAGGGCGUCUGACGAGAAGACGGCCCCCAGACGGGUGGGGGUACAGGACUCGGCAACCUCCAGGGCGUCUUGGACGCAGAGGACGGCCCCCAGGACGGGGCGGGAACACGAGAAGGCCUAGAACGGCUGUGGCCGAGGACGGGCCGGAGGCCUCGACAGCCAGAAGCGGGAGCUCGGCCCAGGACUCAAAGCGGGCCCACCAGAAGCGGGGAGGAGCUUGA